Bipolaris maydis ATCC 48331 is the source of this 670-nucleotide messenger RNA. The record is from RefSeq and is a predicted model, not a curated record. NCBI's taxonomy places the organism in Eukaryota, Fungi, Ascomycota, Dothideomycetes, Pleosporales, Pleosporaceae.
GUUCGGAUAGUAAUAUUUUUUGCUUCAUCUGCUAAUUUACCUACACACCACCUCGAACAUCUCAAUCAAACGCUAAAGAAGUUUGCAGAAGAACCAUACGAGCGGCUACCAACAUGAACAUGCCAAUGCCAACAAUGUCCACUGACUCCAACGCCACAAUGUCGGGAAUGAACAUGUCCACCAUGUCCAUGACCUUUUUCACUUCAACCACCACGUCUCUCUUUUCCGCAUCCUGGACCCCCACCACUCCAGGCCAAUACACAGGAACGUGUAUAUUCCUUAUUGCACUUGCAGCCCUGUUCCGCGCCUUGAUUGCUGUCCGUUUCAACUUGUUCACGUUACUAGCACAAGCGAAGGGACAACCAGAUAUUGAGCAUAAAGCAAGACUGGAAGAGAGACGCUGGAGAGCCGAUGAGGCGGUUUGGAUUGCAAGUCUCGAUGUGGUUCUUGCCGGGGUGUCGUAUCUGCUGUAAGUCCUUCCUCUUGCUUCUACGUUCUCUCUUGCUUCGCGAAACCGAUGUUAUUGCAAGAUCCGCAUAUUAACACAUCACCCAGCAUGAUAGCUGUCAUGACGAUGAAUGUUGGAUACUUCAUGUCGGUGCUCGGAGGCGUAUUCCUUGGAAGUCUGAGUUGUGGCAGAUUCAUGGCUAGAACUGCGGCGCAGUGAGAG